ACUUCCAACAAAUGUCACAUUUCAUUUAAACAAAACAGCUGUUCACAGCUGUCAAUGUUCAUAAUUCUUGUUUUCACGAGUCGGAGGGCCAGGUUAAUGAGAGUAAAAUGUUUAAAUUAACAAAAGUUAUUGCACAAAAUGCAUCUGCACUCAGUGGCAUUUCGAAAAACGCUCGUCUAUUGAGCACGGCUGCUGUUCGAUAUUCCUCGUCUACGGCAACAACGAACAGCCCCUCAGCAAACGCCAUUGACAGUAAUCCCGAUGAACCAAUACAAAUAUCCAAUCCCUUCGAAAAGGAACGCAAAGUGUGCAUUUUGUGCAAACACAACAUAACGCCAGACUAUAAGAAUGUUAAGUUACUUUCACAAUUCCAAUCGCCUUAUACCGGCCGCAUUUACGGUCGCCACAUUACCGGAUUAUGUAAACAAAAACAAGAAGAUGUGGAGAAGGCGAUACGUAGGGCCCAACACUGUGCAUUGAUGCCAACAUAUCACAAGGACUUGGAGUUCUUGAAAGAUCCCAAGCUAUUCGAUCCAGAGAAACCAAUUAGACCACAUAAAUAUUAGACGGCGGCAGUUGGUGUUUUAGUUUAUAACUUUCAUACCAUCCACAUCGUAUAAAUUGUAAUUCUCUACUGUUGAUUUUGUUUGAAUUGAAAAAUAAUAAGAUGAGGUAUUUAAUCAUAAACAA
Messenger RNA from Musca domestica (house fly), 690 nucleotides. It is a transcript of the gene mRpS18C, whose product is annotated as small ribosomal subunit protein bS18m. Gene Ontology annotation, biological process: mitochondrial translation. NCBI's taxonomy places the organism in Eukaryota, Metazoa, Arthropoda, Insecta, Diptera, Muscidae. The coding region runs from base 108 to 566 and encodes 152 amino acids. The record is from RefSeq and is a predicted model, not a curated record. Gene Ontology annotation, cellular component: ribosome; mitochondrial small ribosomal subunit. Gene Ontology annotation, molecular function: small ribosomal subunit rRNA binding; structural constituent of ribosome. The transcript has 2 exons.